UGCCAACUAUCAGUGCCAGUCAGUGCCGCCUAUCAGUGCCAUGCCACCUAUCAGUGCCUGUCAGUGCUGCUUAACAGUUCCAAUCAAUACCGCCUAUCAGUGCCAGUCAGUGCCACCUAUCAGUGCCCAUCAGUGCCGCCUAUCAGUGCCACCUAUCAGUGCCAUAAGUGAUGCUUGUCAAUGCCCAUCAGUGCAACCUACCAGUGCCUCCUCAUCAGUGCCUUCUAUCAGUGCCCAUCACUUCAGUUUCAAUAGCGCACAUGAG
This is a messenger RNA of Staurois parvus, 265 nucleotides long. The record is from the annotation of a GenBank genome assembly. NCBI's taxonomy places the organism in Eukaryota, Metazoa, Chordata, Amphibia, Anura, Ranidae.